AUGAAUACAAUUUCAGUUGUUACUCGUGAUAUAAAUGAAUUAUUAAAACAUCCAUUAAUUAUUUGGGCGGAAAGUUUUAUUGAAAAAGAAAAUAAAUUAUCAUAUGAGCAAUUAAUUAAUAGUACAUGUUUUCAUGCUAUUAUUCGUUCAAUUGAUCCUCGUUUACAAAAUUCUCGUUUACCAAAUGAAGCAACUGAUACAAGUAGUCGAUUAGUUAAUUUAGAUUUUAUUUUACGAAGUAUUCGAUCAUUUGUUCAAGAUGUGCUUCGCUAUAUAAUUGUGGCUAAACUACCUAAUAUUUAUGUAAUUGCUCAUGAACCGUAUGCAGAAUAUUCAUUCGAUGAAAUCGAACGUAUUUUAUUACUUUUACUUGCAUGUUCAGUAUCAGGUGGCGAUAGAAAAGAUAUUCAUAUUCAACAUUUAGCUACAUUAAAUGAAUCAAUUCAACAAUCUCUUAUGCCACAUAUAGAAGAAUUAACAAAUGAAAUAAAUACAAUACUUCAACCACAAGAAUAUUUUUUUAAUGAUUAUUUUAAUACAGAUAAUAAUAAAUAUCUUAAAUGUUUAUUUAUUAAUUUAAUUAAUUUAAUUAAUGAACGUGAUCAUUAUUUUGAAGAAAUACUUGAAUUAGAACAAGAUAAACAAACAUUAAAACAAAAACUUGAAUUAUAUCAAUCAAGUUCAUCAAAUUUAUUAAAUAUAGGUGGUAGUAAUACUGGAACUAAUUUACAUUCAACACCAAGUCAAACAUCAUUGAAUACAUUUUUAAAUGAUCUUGAAACAAAAAAUCCUGGUAUUGAAAUUACAGAAUAUAAAACUAAAAUGCGUCAAAUGAAAUCAGAUUUAGAUGAUAAAAUGGAUACAAUUGAAACUAUGCGUGAAGAAUUUGAAUUAUUACAAACAGAAUUAAAUCGUAUUAAAAAUGAAAAUAUUGAAUUAAAUCAAAAUGCACGUUUAACAAGACUUUAUCGUGAUGAAAUAGAUACUUUAAAUGAUAAAUUAAUGAAAAUGGAAAAAUAUCAACAAGAACUUGAAAGAUAUAAAGAACGUUUUAAUGAUUUUGAUACAUUAAAAAAUCGAUUAGAAGAAUUGCAAAAUGAAAAUCAACUUCUUUCUCAAGCUCGUUCACAUCUUGAACAACAAAUCGAAGAAUAUCGAUAUCGUAUAAAUGAAAUGCUUCAAAGUGAAAUUGAUAUAAAAAAAUUUCAACAUGAUAUUGAAACAAUAACACAUGAACGUGAUAUGAUACAAGAAAAACUUUCAAAUUUACUUGAAGAUAAAGUACGUCUUGAAUUAGAUUUAAAUUCAACAACACAUACAGUUGAUACAUUACAUCAUGAAUUAAAUCAAGUUAAAUCACGUCAAGAUUUUGAUGAAUCACGUUCAUUAUCAAUAUCAUUUCAAAUUCAACAAACAAUUAAAAAUCGUUUAUUAAAAUAUGAUAUUGAUAAUAAACAAUUAAAAGAUCAAUUAACAGCAUUAAAAGAACGUUAUGAUAUUGAUAUGCAUAUGAAACGUAUUGAUGAUGAAAAACAAACUAUACAUAUACAAUUAUUAAAUGAACAAAUAAAUGAAUAUUUAAAUAAUGUUAAAUGUUUAGAAAUAAAAAAUGAUCAAUUAGCAAAAGAAAAAUUAUCUUUACAAAAUCAAAUACAAGAUAAUAAAAUUGAAUAUGAAAAAAUACGUUCAGAAUUAGAAGCUAAUAAUAAACAUUUAAAAUUAACAUUAAAUACGAUACAACAACGUGAACAAAUGGAAACAACAGCCAAAUUUCAAGAUAUUGAACAAGAAAAUAAACGAUUACAAGAUAGAAUUGGAGAAUUAAUGCAACAAAUUAGUCAAUUACAAAUUGAACAUGAUCAUUUAACAAUUGUUAAAGAACGUGAAUGUGCAUUAAAUGAACGUAUUAUUAAUCUUCAAUUAAAAUAUGAUCAAUUAGCACGUGAACAUUUAACAAUUGAAAAACGUUGUGAAAUGUAUGAAAAAAAUUUAAAACAUUAUGAAACUCUUGAACAUAAUUAUCUUGAAUUAAAACAUAAUAAUGAAUGUUAUAUUCGACAAAUAGCACAUGUUAAUCAACUUGAAAAAGAAUUUAUUGAUAAACAACUUCAAUAUGAACAAUUAGAAAAAGAAAAUUUUGAUUUAAAAAAACAAAUUAAAAAAUUAAAUGAAUGUUUAUUAAAUGAAGAAGAAAAUAAUCGACAAUUAAAAAAUGAUUAUUUUCUAUUAAAACAACGUUAUAAUGAAGAACAAUAUGAUGAAUUAACAAAGAAAUUAAAUGAUGCAUGUGAUUUAACAAGACAAAUACAAAUUAAAUUAAAAAAAAAACAAGAUGAAACAGAUAAUUUAAAAAAAACUCUUCAACAUAAUGAAUAUUUAAUUGAAAAAUUAAAAAAUGAUUUAAAACAAGAAACUUAUUUACGAGAAGAAUUACAACAAAAAAUUUUUCGUGAUAAUUCACAAGAAACAAGUGAUAAUGAAGAACAAAGGAAGAAUAAUGAAAUGACGGAUAUGCAACAACGUUUGGAUCUUGCUUUAAAAUCCGAUAAAGUUAAUACAUCAAUACAACGUUCAUUACAAGAAACUAUAGAAACUCUUAAUCAUCAUAUACAAGAUUUACAAUCAGAUAAAACACGUUUACAAACUGAUCUUCAACAGGCAACAUUACGUAUAGAAUCAUUACAAAAUGAUAAUAUUAAACAACGUCAAUUAAAUGAACAAAUAGAAAAUGAUCGUUUAAUAACAAUAAAUUCUUGUCAACAUUUUCAACAAACAAAUGAACAAUUAAUAAAUGAUCAUGAUCAAUUACAAAAACUUUAUACAAAACUUGAAAAUGAAUUUGAUACAACAUUAAAUCAAUUAACUGAACAACGUACAACAAAUCGUAUGUUAACAAAAGAAUGUAAAUAUUUACAAAUUGAAUUAGAUACAAUUGUUAAAGAAAAGCAAAAUCUAUUAAAUCGUAUUAGUUAUUUAUUAAAACAAAUUCAUCAAUAUGAAACAAAAUUAGCUGAACAAAAACCAUUUGAUGAACAGUAUUUAUUAUUACAAAAACAAUAUCAAAUACGUACAGAUGAUUUACAAGAUACAUUAAAUUUAAAUGAAAAUUUAAAACAACAAUUAGAUGAAAUUAAAUUAGAAUUAAGUAAAUCAAGAAGUGAUUUAGCUACAAUACAAAUGAAAUAUACAAAUAUUAAUGCUGAAUAUGCUAAUUUAAUAACAAAAUAUGAAUUUCUUGAACAACAAACUGAACGAACAGAAGAAGAAAAAAGUCAAUUAAUUGAACAAUUACAUAAUCUUGUAUUACAAAAUCAAAAUGUUCUUGCACAAGCAUUAAGUAAUAAAGAUUUAUUUCAUGAAGAAGCUCGAAGUUAUUUAGAACAACUUCAUUCAUUAAUGAGACAAAAAGAAUUACUUGAAAUGAAAAUUAUGGAACAAUAUAAAAAUAUGCCUAUACAUAAACCAAGACGAUCUCGUGGUCUUAUUCAAUCUGUUUCACGAAAAACUCGUAAUAUUCUCGAUCGUUUGGCUAAUCGUCGAACACGUACAUCAUCAGCUGAUGGACAACUUUAUCUUGGUGAUUCAACUGAACGUGCAAUAAGUCCAUCAUUAUCAUCAGUUGAUAAUACAGCUACACCAAUAUCUCAUGCACGAUCAACAACACCAGAUGUUAUAUCAUCAAGUUUAACAUCGGCACGUCAAUAUCAACCAUCAACUUCUGAAAUAUUUAAAAAUCAAGAAGAAAAUAAUCAUCUUCAUCAAUCAACCGAUAGUCUAGCUGAUUCAUCAUCAAAAGAAGAAGAAGAACCUCGAAUAAUUGAUGAUUCAGCACCUAUGGCUAAAUCAUCAACUCCCAUUCGUGUUACGUUACAAACGAAAGCACCCGAAUUUAUUUUAAACAAUCAUCGUCAAUCACCAUUUCGUCCAAUUCGAGAUUCACCAGGUCUUCAACAUUCUCUUCAUGAUAUAUCAUCGCCUACAGUAAAUCAACGUCGAUGUUCAUCAACUCAAUCAUUUCUUAUACAUCCAAAUCAAAAUAAUACUAAUAAUAUUCAUAGUUCAAUACGUCGACAUCGUUUACGUCCAUCAGUUAUUACUUCACCUAUUUUAUUGAAACAACAACAAUUAUCUGAACAACAACAACAAACAUCAUUUAAUGAUCAUGUACUUAUUACAGAAUUUGGUGCCAUUUAG
Rotaria sp. Silwood1 is the source of this 4194-nucleotide messenger RNA. The record is from the annotation of a GenBank genome assembly. Lineage: Eukaryota; Metazoa; Rotifera; Eurotatoria; Philodinida; Philodinidae.